AUGCCACCUAUGUGUGAAACAAUGGUGUUGCAACCUUUAGCUAAAGAAGACCUUGAUGAAAAAGAGCUUAAGGAAAUAAAAGCUAAUUCUGCUCUGGUUGUCGAUAAACUUGCUGGCAUGAAGUAUGGAAGUCAGAAAAAUUAUCAACAAUUUCUUGAAGAAAUGCUAUUGACAAAUGAUCAAUAUAUAAAGGCUAUACAAUAUACACUACAGCGUGACACUCUUUUUCUUAAGAGAUCGCCAUCUGAAAUACGUGUUAAUAGUUACAAUGUUGAUCUUUUGAAAGCUUGGAGAGCAAACAUGGAUAUACAGUAUGUACUAGAUCCCUAUGCAUGUGCUGUUUAUAUUUUGUCAUAUAUAACAAAAGGGCAAAGAGGAAUGAGCAAACGUUUAGAAAAAGCUAGUGAAGAAGCAAAAUUAGGUAAUAAAGCUUUGUUAAGUCAGAUUAGACAUAUUGGGAACACAUUUCUUAAUUCUGUUGAAAUAAGUGCUCAAGAGGCUGUUUAUUUAGUGUUACAAAUGGCUUUGCGCCGAUCGUUGCGUAAUGUUGUGUUCAUUAAUACAUCAAACCCUGAAGAGAGAACGUUUUUACUGAAAUCGAAAGAACAAAUAAAUGCACUGCCAGAUAAUUCUCAAAAUAUUGAGUCUGAUAAUUUGAUUAAACGAUAUCAAAGGAGACCAAAUCAGUUGAAACAUGUAUGCUUAGCGGAGUUUGCUGCUUGGUAUAACUGCGUUCAUCAUAAAUCAAACCAGUCAAACACUAAGAAUAACAAGAUUCAAAAUGACUUUUUAGCUGAAUGUGAUUUUCAGCCUAAUGUUGAUGAUGAUUUUUCUGAGAAUGAAGCAAUUGAUCUUAACCAACAAGAGUAUCAGCUGAAGGGAGGAUUAACACUUGUCAAAAGAUCUACACCAAAAGUCAUUCGCUCUGUAAGAUUUAACAAAGUCAAGGAUCCUGAAAAUUAUUAUAGAGAGCAACUGAUGCUCUACACUCCUUGGAGAAAUGAACUCAAAGAUCUUUUGGGAACAUGUGAAAGUUAUUUGCAGAUGUAUGAGUCAUUAGAAGGUUUAAUUUUGAAAAAUAACCAGCAAUUUGAAUUUCAAUCUGAUAUUCUUGACAAAGCGAUUGAAGAAAUAUCAAACAAAGAAGAUUUAGAAAAUCCUGUAGUUGAGUCUAAUCAAUGUGAUGCUAUUGCACCUAAUACGCAACAUCUAGAUGAACAAGACCAACUUGCUAAAAAACAGGCUAGUGAGUUAUUUGGUUGUUUUAAUCCUGGAAAAAAUACAAAUCACAGUCACUAUGACCUGAUGGAUGAUAUUGGAAUUUAUCCUAGUUCAAAUAAUGUAGAGUUGACAACUAACCAAAUGAAUGAUACUGAUUUUAGGAACCUGGUCAGAUCUCUAAAUAAGGAGCAAAGGCAGUUCUUCAAUCAUGUACUCCAUUCUGUCAAAGUAAGCGAUGAUCAAUUAUCACUCUUUUUAAGUGGUGGUGCUGGAGUGGGAAAGAGUUGGGUUACUAACGCUUUAUACGAAGCAGUUACAAAGUAUUUAAACCAUGUUGUUGGAGAGAAUCCAGAUGAAGCAAAAGUCAUUAAACUUGCUCCAACCGGGAAAGCUGCUUAUAAUAUUAGAGGCAACACUGUCCAUUCUGGACUUCAAUUACCUGUGAACAAAGGAUUUCACUAUAUACCCCUUGACAAUGACAGACUCAAUACAAUUCGAUCUAAGCUAAGAAAACUCAAAGUUGUACUCAUUGAUGAGAUUUCAAUGGUUGGCAGCGGUAUGUUCAACUUCGUCAAUUUACGCUUGCAACAGAUCAUGGGUUCAAAAAUGCCAUUUGGAGGUGUAAGUAUCAUUGCUGUAGGGGAUUUGUUUCAGCUUCAACCAGUUUUUGACAAAUGGAUUUUUGAAAACAGCAACAAGGAUUAUGGCCCACUGGCUCUAAAUGUUUGGCAAGAGUAUUUUGAAAUGUAUGAGCUAACCCAAAUAAUGAGACAAAAAGAAGAUAAGCAGUUUGCAGAACUUUUAAAUCGGCUUCGAGAAGGACAUCAUUCGCAAAAUGAUAUUGAACAAUUGAAAACUAGAAUCUUGCAACCAAACUGUAGCAAUUCAAAUGUCACACACUUGUUUACCACUAAUAAAUCUGUGGCUGCUCAUAAUAAUAAAACGUUUACGUGUUGUAAUGAUGAUAAAGCAGAAAUAGAAGCAGUGGAUAUUGUAGUAGGCGAUAUUUCUGAUGAUAAGAAGCAGCAAUUUAAACAGAGGAUCUCAUCAGAUUCCACUAAAACUAUGGGGCUGCAUUCCGUUCUCUCAGUUGCCACAUCUGCAAAAUACGAUCUAACCACCAACGUUUCUGUCAAUGAUGGAAUGACAAAUGGCAGUGAAUGCACAAUUUGUAAGAUUGAUUACAGAGUUUUAAAUUCAAGUAGAACGAAUAUUAUAUGGGUUUUAUUUUCAGAACCUAAUGUUGGACAGAAUUGUCGUAACGAAAACUCACACUUGUAUAACACACACGUACAAAGGCAUUGGACCCCAAUAUUAGAGAUAACUCGACAAUUUAAAAUUGGAAAAAGUACCAAUGUAAAAAAAGUCUUACGAAGGCAGUUCCCUCUAAGGCCAGCUGCUGCAAAAACAAUUCAUCGUUGUCAGGGAGACACUCUUGAUGAAGCAGUUGUUGAUUUCCCAAAUUCAACCAGAGAGCACAUGCACUAUGUUGGUCUUAGUAGAGUUAGAAACAUUGACAAGUUGCACAUUUUAAAUUUAAGUGAGAACAAAAUCAGAUUUAAUCCUAAAGUUGAAGAAGAAAUGGCCAGACUCAGAUCUAAAUGUAAAUUAGUUCCAUGUGUUCCAGAUCUCACAGCAGUUUCCUACACAAAAACGUUAAAAAUACUAUUUCACAAUGUCAGGUCACUUCAUCUUCACAUCUCGGACAUUUCAAACGAUUUUGAUGUUCAAGCAACAGACAUAAGUAUCUUUGUUGAAACAGCUUUGUGUGGACGAGCCACAGAUGAAGAGUAUAAAAUUGAUGGAUUUGAUCUUUUCAGAAAUGAUCAUAUUCAUUUGGAAAAUAAUAUUCGAACGACAUAUGGGACAAUUACGUACCUUAAAUCGACACUUGCUUACCUUGUACCACCUUUUAGUUACAACUACAAUAACAUGGAAAUUUCUGUGACAGUUGUGAACGAGCCUGUUCCCAAUCUGCAUAUUGUUGGCAUUUACCGUUCAAGGUCGAAAGUCAAGCUUCACAAACUCAUAGAGGCAUUAGACUAUCUUCACAUGACAUUACUGGUUAACAAGCCAACCAUUCUCCUUGGAGAUUUUAAUAUUGACUUAUUGAAACCCUCUAAUGAGCGAAAAGCUUUAAUGCAAAACAUGAUUGAGUGUAGGGGAUACUCCCAAUUGAUCUCACAAUUUACCACAAACCAUAGAACUUGCAUAGAUCAUAUUUAUACUAAUAUCCCACAUGUUGUUCAUUCAUCUGGCACAUUGGAGUCAUACUUUAGUGACCAUAUAAACCAAUUUUUGUUUGUCUUCAAUUGA
Molecule: messenger RNA, 3537 nt
Organism: Paramuricea clavata
Lineage: Eukaryota; Metazoa; Cnidaria; Anthozoa; Malacalcyonacea; Plexauridae
Source: the annotation of a GenBank genome assembly